Molecule: messenger RNA, 537 nt
Organism: Parnassius mnemosyne (clouded apollo)
Lineage: Eukaryota; Metazoa; Arthropoda; Insecta; Lepidoptera; Papilionidae
Source: the annotation of a GenBank genome assembly
CUGAUUUUCAGGACGUUGACUAGCAAAAUUUUCAACCCAUUUGACUCGGAUGAUGGUAGUACUCUCAUUACGAAAUCCAAACAAAAGAAAACGUUGAAAAAGUCUUGUGAAGAUAGUAAUAUUAAGAAGAGAAAAGUCGUUCUGGAUUCAGAUAGCGAAUCGGAAGCUGAGUCUAUAAAAAAGAAAAGACUUAAGAGGUCUUCGUUUGCAUUUGAUUUAGAGGGAGAUAACGAGUUGCAAGAACCCAUUAGAGCGGCGGCGCUGAGAAGUUUUUUAUCGCGGCGUGCUGGUUCGGGCUACACGCUGCAGAGGGCAGAUUCUGCAAAGACGGGCGACUACUAUGUAGAGCUGCGUGUGUACAACACGAAAGAAGCCGAAAAGCUUGGCUCCGAUCGGUGGAAGCGCUCGCUCGUCACUCUGAAAUCUGCUGUAGAAGACAACAGCCUUACGUGGAAAGCUGUGACAAAGUUAGUAGCAGCGGCAAAGGAUGAGUACGCUGCUAUGCAGCCAAUUUUAUACCCUGUUAAUGUUUUCUAA